This is a messenger RNA of Lodderomyces parapsilosis, 1035 nucleotides long. RefSeq lists its product as uncharacterized. NCBI's taxonomy places the organism in Eukaryota, Fungi, Ascomycota, Pichiomycetes, Serinales, Debaryomycetaceae. The transcript has a single exon. The record is from RefSeq and is a predicted model, not a curated record. Bases 1 to 1035 code for a protein of 344 amino acids.
AUGAAAUCCACAAUUAUUGCAUUAGUAGCUGGUCUCUCGUCAAUGGUUGCUUCUAAAAACGUGUACAAUUUACAUGCUCUAGAUGACGUCGACCAAGCCUCAAAUGACAAGCGUGAUGCAAAAAAUGUCCCCAAUCUAGAAUUUUUGAAAGAGUUAUCAGAAAAUGGUAAAAGAGAUGCUGAACCGAAGAAUGUAAUCAAUUUACAAGACUUGAAAGUUGGCGUUGAUGAUGAGGAUGAAGGUAAGGAGAAACGAGACGCUAAAAACACCCCCAACUUGAUUGAUUUGAGUAACAAGUUUUUACAAGAGGAGGGAUCAGACAAGGUUUUAAACAAGAGAAAGAACACUUUUAGAAUUUCAGAUUUCAUUCAUGAGGAAAAUCACGGCAAGAGAGAUGCAAAAAAUACAUUUGAUAUUGCCAAAUUUGCCAAAGCAUCCAACGGGAAACGUGAUGAACAAGAGAUUCUCAACAUUCCGAAAGAAGCAGACGCAAAUGACAAUUUCGUUUUCACCUUUAACUCUGCCGAUUGCUACAACAACUUGUUGCAAUCAAUAUUACCACAGUUAAAAUCCGUGUCCAUCUUUGCUGGAUACAUUAGAGACAACAAGGACCUCAAUUCCAAAACAGAAGCUUUGGAUUCAAACAUGUUGAUCAUUAGCCCAACUGAUGAUGCGAUUGAAAACAAACUUUCCAAUUUGAAACCUUGGGAAUUCCCCACACUGUUGGAUGAAGCUACAACUGAACAAGACCAAGACAAAAUCUUGCAAGACAAUUUGCAAAACUAUUUGGAUGGACACAUUGUCGUUGCUUUCCAGGAUAAAAUCAACAUUGAAGAUGGCGACCAAGGCAAGGAAAAGGUUGUCGUUACCAAAUUGAACAAUGGUGAACUUUUGGAAAUUAAGCAAAAUAUGGUGAGUCAGACUUUUUCAGUUAGAGUUGCAGCAAAGCACAAAAAGUGGAUCCCAGUUGUUACCGUGAGACAAGUGGAAAACGGAUUCAUUUUCGUGAUAGAUGAUUCGUUGGUUAAGCCAUAA